Pelecanus crispus (Dalmatian pelican) is the source of this 868-nucleotide messenger RNA. The record is from RefSeq and is a predicted model, not a curated record. NCBI's taxonomy places the organism in Eukaryota, Metazoa, Chordata, Aves, Pelecaniformes, Pelecanidae.
UUUGAUCCUUUAUUGAUUGAAAGCAAAACAGCAGCAACAGUUGUGCUAAUGCUUGGUUCUCCUGAAGAGGAAGUUUUGGCCAAAGCAUGUGAUGCUCUAUAUAAAUUUGCAUCAAAAGGUGAUGAAAACAAGGUGACACUUCUUGGUCUUGGAGCAGUGGAACUUCUGUAUAAACUCAUCUCACAUGAAGAUCCAAUUGUACGCAGAAAUGCCAUCAUGGUAUUUGGCAUCAUGGCUUCUAAUCAUGAUGUCAAGAAGUUACUGAGAGGACUGGAUGUCACAAAUUCACUUAUAUCACAGCUGGCGCCAGAAGAAGAUGUAGUUAUCCAUGAAUUUGCUACUCUGUGUCUAGCACAUAUGGCUGCUGAAUAUACUACUAAAGUACGAAUAUUUGAGCAAGGUGGAUUAGAACCACUUAUCAGACUGCUAGGUAGCCCUGAUCCUGAUGUUAAGAAGAAUUCAGUUGAAUGUAUCUACCUCCUGGUGCAGGAUUUUCAAAGCCGUGCUGCAGUUCGUGCGCUGAAUGUAAUUCCACCCUUGCUGGAACUACUGAAAUCUGAAUACCCAGUUAUUCAGUUGUUAGCCCUUAAAACCUUAGAAGUAAUUAGCAAAGACAGAGAAACCAGGAUAAUACUGGGAGAAAAUAAAGGAUUAGAUUGUCUUCUGAAGAUACUGGAAACCAAUGAGUUCAGCGAUCUACAUGUGGAAGCUCUUGCCGUGUUGGGAAAUUGUCUGGAAGAUGUGGAUACUCUGCAACUGAUUCAGCAGACAGGAGGCCUUAAAAAGCUACUUUCAUUUGUAGGAGUCUCUACUGUUCCUGAUAUUCAGAAGAAUGCAGCAAAGGCAAUUACCAAAGCAGCUUAUGAUU